ACUUGAAUAUUGAGUUUUCAACUUAAGCUUAAUUAAAGCUCUCUACUUUUGGAGUUUUUGUAGUGAUGGGAAGGCAGCCUUGUUGUGAUAAACUUGGUGUCAAGAAAGGCCCAUGGACUGCUGAAGAAGACAAGAAGCUUGUCACUUUCAUCCUCACCUAUGGCCAUUGCUGUUGGAGGGCUGUCCCCAAGCUCGCCGGCCUCCGCCGUUGCGGCAAGAGCUGUCGUCUUCGAUGGACUAACUAUCUCCGUCCCGACUUGAAGCGUGGCCUCCUCGAUGAAGCUGAAGAACAACUUGUCAUUGACCUCCAUGCUCACCUCGGCAACAGGUGGUCAAAGAUUGCGUCGAGAUUACCAGGAAGAACGGACAAUGAAAUAAAGAAUCACUGGAACACCCACAUAAAAAAGAAGCUGAUAAAGAUGGGAAUAGAUCCAGUUACACACCAACCUUUACAGAAGCAACAAACAGAGAGCUGCAGCCAAGGAAGCUCUACAGAUUCCUCAGCAGCCAUAACUCCAUUAUCAGAAGCUAAUAGCACUGAGAAAGAACAGCCAUUAACAAGCCAAAUUUGGAUGGAAGCUCUUCAAGAUGAUUCAUGGUCGAAUUUCCCAACAUGGGGAAGUGAAAUCUACAGCGAUUUUGGAUUAUAUUCUUCAGAAGAUAGCUUGAAUCGGUUGCUGGAUUACUACAAGGAGCUUGGAGAUGAGGAUUUUGAGUUGGGGGAUUUUAACAAACAGUUGGUGGGCAUAGGAGAAACUGACUGAUAAAAUAUUCCAGCACUUCAGUUCAGACUCAUCUAAUUACUCUAAUUAAAUGAUACAGAAAGAUGGGAAAUUUAAUUAGAAGAUUAUUGUUGCUUGGAAAAUGUUUGAGAACUUAAUUUCUUCUUAUCUUUUUCUGAGAUUUGAUAGUGUUAACAUUAUGGUUGCACAUAUGUAAAUGUAAUUAGAAAAAUCCUUCAA
This is a messenger RNA of Benincasa hispida (wax gourd), 962 nucleotides long. RefSeq names its product MYB-like transcription factor ODO1. NCBI's taxonomy places the organism in Eukaryota, Viridiplantae, Streptophyta, Magnoliopsida, Cucurbitales, Cucurbitaceae. The record is from RefSeq and is a predicted model, not a curated record.